AUGAGCAGCGACAAGCCAGCCGUCGAGAACCUCGACGAUAUCAGCGCCGAUAUGACGCAGAAGUCAUUGUUCGCGACCAUACGGGACCCAGAAGAACAUACGGAGCAGUCCCUCGCCUAUGAUCCGGCGCUCGAGAGGAAACUGAGACUUAAGAUUGACCUCAUGAUCGUCCCCACCGUCGCUCUCUUAUACCUCUUCUGCUUCAUUGACAGGGCCAACAUUGGCAAUGCUCGCAUUGCCGGUCUCGAGAAGGACAUUGGCAUGAGGGGUCUCGAAUACAACGCCACCCUGAGCGUGUUCUACAUCAGUUACAUCAUCUUUGAGAUUCCUGCCAACAUCCUCUGCAAGAUCAUGGGGCCCGGCUGGUUUCUGCCGCUCACCACCCUGCUCUUCGGCAUCUGCUCGGUCGGCACAGCCUUUGUGCACACCGUCCCGCAGCUGAUGGGAGUGCGCUUCCUCUUGGGCAUCUUCGAAGCCGGAAUGCUGCCGGGAAUCGCAUACUAUCUGUCGCGCUGGUAUCGCCGCGCCGAACUCGGCUUCCGCCUUAGCUUGUACAUUGUUAUGGCGCCUCUGGCGGGUGCCUUUGGUGGCCUCCUUGCGUCUGCAAUCCUCCGCAUCGACCACUUUGGCAGCUUGCACUCCUGGCGCAUGAUCUUCGCCAUCGAAGGGAUUAUCACCGUCUUGCUCGCCCUAUUAGGCUUCAUCACCCUCACUGACCGGCCCGCCACGGCCCGCUGGCUCACACAAGCCGAAAAGGACCUUGCCGAAGCCCGCGUCCGCUCCGAGCGCGUCGGCCAAGCCCACGUCCUCGACAAGAUAGACGCAGUCAAACUCCGCAGGGGUAUCUUCUGCCCAAUCACACUCACUACGUCCUUCGUGUUCCUUUUGGACAACGUCACCGUCCAGGGCCUCGCCUUCUUCCUGCCCACGAUCGUAAGGAACAUCUACCCGACCUCGUCGGUUGAGCGCCAGCAACUCUUCACCGUCCCGCCGUACAUCACGGGCGCCUUCUUCACGGUGCUCCUCCCGCUGGUCAGCUGGCGCCUCGACCGUCGGCAGAUUUUUUUCAUCAUGUCCGCGCCCAUGGCCAUGGUUGGCUACGUCAUGUUUCUGGCCUCCAAGGAACUCUCGGUGCGUUACGGCGCCACGUUCCUCAUCGCGUCGUCCGUUUUUGCUCUGGGCGCCCUCACCAACGCGCAGGUUUCGGCCAACGUCGUGUCCGACACGGCGCGCAGCUCGGCGAUCGGGACGAACGUCAUGUUCGGCAAUAUUGGCGGCCUCAUCUCGACGUGGUCGUUCCUACCGUGGGAUGGCCCGGAUUACCCGAUCGGUAACGGGCUCAACCUAGCGACCUGCAGCGUGAUGCUGUUGACUUCGACGCUGACCCUCCUCUGGAUGAAGCGGGACAACCGCCGGCGCGAGGGGAGGAACCUGGAAGAGGAAUUGAGAGGGAUCUCACAGGAGGAAGAGAGCAACCUGGACUGGAAGCACCCUUCGUUCAGGUGGAAGCUGUAG
Colletotrichum higginsianum IMI 349063 is the source of this 1515-nucleotide messenger RNA. Its product is annotated as Major facilitator superfamily transporter. Gene Ontology annotation, cellular component: membrane. Bases 1 to 1515 code for a protein of 504 amino acids. The transcript has 3 exons. The record is from RefSeq and is a predicted model, not a curated record. NCBI's taxonomy places the organism in Eukaryota, Fungi, Ascomycota, Sordariomycetes, Glomerellales, Glomerellaceae. Gene Ontology annotation, biological process: transmembrane transport. Gene Ontology annotation, molecular function: transmembrane transporter activity.